This is a messenger RNA of Lingula anatina, 1629 nucleotides long. RefSeq lists its product as uncharacterized. The record is from RefSeq and is a predicted model, not a curated record. Gene Ontology annotation, molecular function: palmitoyltransferase activity; protein binding. Lineage: Eukaryota; Metazoa; Brachiopoda; Lingulata; Lingulida; Lingulidae. Gene Ontology annotation, biological process: protein palmitoylation. Gene Ontology annotation, cellular component: Golgi membrane.
UUCCACUGACAGGUUAUGACCUCCUUCCAUUACACAUCAUCUUUAUCUUCCUGAACAUUGUGAUGUGGAUCUCCCUGUACCAUGCUAACUCUAUAGACCCGGGCUUCUUACCCAGGAACAUUCCAGAGUAUGACAUGGCCAUUAAACAGGUGGCUCACUUUGCUGAGUGGAAGCAUGGAAAGAACCCUCUAAGUCGUCUAUGUCACACAUGUCGUACAGUUAAACCACUUCGCUCCAAACACUGUAGGAUAUGUCAGCGUUGUGUGAGUGAGUUUGACCACCAUUGUCCAUACAUCUACAACUGUGUGGGCUAUAAUAACAGGGUUUGGUUUACCAUGUUUGUCUGCCUGGUGUUUGUGAACUGUGUUAUCACCCUGUAUUUCUGUUACUGGAUACUGGAAGCCAAUGGGUGGGAUGAUUACAUUACCAUUAUUGGGGGUCUGGAGGCCACUCUGUUCACUUUUCUGGCAGCUGUCCUCAGCAGUGUCUCGCUAUUUCACGCUACAAAGAACAUUACCACAAAUGAGCGAAUUAAUCACAAGAGAUACGACUACAUGAAGGAUGGAAAGGGAAAUUUCUACAAUCCCUUUGAUCGUGGUGUAUGGCAUAAUAUUAAGGAGUUCUUACACCUGAGAAAACCACUGGGGGAGGAGGAAGUCCAGUUACUUAAUGUGGUGUGAUUGUCCAUUCAUUGUCCAGGUGUGGAGAAGUUAUGAUGUACCAGGCAGAGCAUAAACAGAUGACUUUUGUCCAGGUGUGUUGAGGACUUGGGAUAAACAGUAUGCCAGUCAUAUACAGUUGUCAAUAGUGGUAAGGACAUAUCAGUCAGAGCAUUCUGGAGGUGAACAAAGCAAGAAAGCCAAAUUACCCGACCUCUUUGUAACAUCUUGGAUGAUAACACUGAACUUUUGUGUAUGGAGGUUGAAAGGAAAAAAAUAUUCAACAUAUACAGAGUUGAAGAAGUGUAUGGAAUGGAUUUUAUUGGAAAAUUGAUAAUGUUUUGAUUUUGAUAUCAACAUUUUCUUUGUGCAAACUGUCAGGCCAGGUGUAUUUCAGUAUUGUUAUAAUCAUAUGCCUGCUAAAUAAGGUUUAAAGCAUAUUUUGCUAGUCAUGUUAAACUAAGGUAGCUGUUCUUUCCAGUCUGAACUGCAGAUGAUGGAACUUAUUGAGCAGUAGUUUUUGUUUGUUGGAAAAUUUUUACUUUAUUAUUUUUUUUUUGAAUAUUAACUGACCUAGAGCUGCUUUGGGUUAUCAUGUAUUUUUGUAUUAAGCUAUUUAAAAGUAUUUUUUCCACCAACUUUUGAAAGAGUAACUCCCUCCCCCCCUUGUGAACAGGAAAAUGUGCAAUAAAUAAUUAAAAGCACAUCUCAUUAAGUUUAUAGUAUAGUAUAGGUAAACCCAUAUCUCCUCAUGUAUACUUACCUAGUUAAGGUUUUGAUAGACCACUGACCAACAUAGAGAGUAAAGACAUUGGUGAGUGAAAGCCCCUUAAAAAUGAGAAAGAGAGAGAUCUUAGUAUUGUACAAAUUUAGUCCCUCUUCCAAGAAUUAUUGAUCUUCUGUGAACAUAUGCCUUAUAAGAAAAUACAACAGAAAUGAGAUGUAAUUUAGAAAUGUGUAAUUUUAAUAA